AUGGCAGCCAACUACUGGGCAUCAUCCCAGCGUCGGCACUGGCUAUUCUCCAGGGAGAAGUUAGCAGAUAUCCGUGAAGGAUUACGGGAGAAGGAUAAAGUUGCCCAUUCGCAGUUCCCGCUGCCGGAUCAGCGACUAUUAAAUAUCUACUUUAACCAACAGCUUAUCAAGCUCGGCAAACGCAUGUCCACCAGACAGCAGGCCAUUGCGACAGCACAGGUGUAUCUGAAGAGAUUCUAUGCCAAGAAUGAGAUUCGACAGACAAGUCCAUACCUUGUACUCACCACAGCCUUCUAUCUUGCCUGCAAGAUGGAAGAAUGUCCACAGCAUAUCCGCUUUGUGGUCGGCGAAGCGCGCGGUCUGUGGCCAGAAUUUAUUACCCCGGAUGUGGCAAAGCUCGGAGAAUGCGAGUUUGCCUUAAUAUCGGAAUUGAGCUCGCAACUCAUCGUACAUCAUCCUUAUCGGACUUUGUCCGAACUUCAAACCGAACUAUCACUCACCUCGGAUGAAGUCGCUCUCGCCUGGUCGGUUAUCAACGAUCAUUAUCUGACAGAUUUACCCCUUUUACACCCACCUCAUGUCAUUGCUAUCAUGGCAAUCAUCGUCGCUGUCGUAUUCAAGCCCACCCAUUCAUCCAACUACCCUGGAACCGGGCAAUCGGCUUUGGCAGGCUCUAUGAGAGAUGGAGGCGGCAUGCAGAUGCUGGCCGCUUUGUCAGAUAAGACUGGAUCCGGUCCUCCUCCUAAAAUUCAGAAGCUUGUCAGCUGGCUUGCAGAAGGCGAAGUCGAUAUUAAAGCUGUCAUCGAGUGUACACAAGAGCUGGUCUCCUUGUAUGAGGUGUGGGAGCAAUAUAGCGAGAAGAACUGCAAAGAAUUGCUUGGGCGGAUGGUGAAGAGCAAGAACUUGGACAAAUGA
Molecule: messenger RNA, 915 nt
Organism: Penicillium psychrosexuale
Lineage: Eukaryota; Fungi; Ascomycota; Eurotiomycetes; Eurotiales; Aspergillaceae
Gene: ssn8
Product: cyclin-dependent protein serine/threonine kinase regulator SSN8
Exons: 3
Coding region: 1-915 (304 amino acids)
Biological process (GO): positive regulation of transcription by RNA polymerase II
Cellular component (GO): mediator complex; nucleus
Molecular function (GO): cyclin-dependent protein serine/threonine kinase regulator activity
Source: RefSeq, a predicted model, not a curated record